This is a messenger RNA of Atta colombica, 1717 nucleotides long. Its product is annotated as heat shock cognate 71 kDa protein-like. NCBI's taxonomy places the organism in Eukaryota, Metazoa, Arthropoda, Insecta, Hymenoptera, Formicidae. Gene Ontology annotation, molecular function: ATP-dependent protein folding chaperone; ATP binding. The transcript is spliced from 3 exons. The record is from RefSeq and is a predicted model, not a curated record. The coding region runs from base 156 to 1016 and encodes 286 amino acids.
AGAAUAAAGUCAGCGAUAUACGAUGCUUACUUUCCUGCUGGAUUGAUAGUUGAAUUAUCAAGUGUUAAUAUAUAGAAGUUUGUGGUAAGCCCAAACCCAGUUCGUUUAGUGUUUUUGAGGUGCGUGUACUCCAGGAUUGUAUUUAUUGCGAGAACAUGGCAUAUAGUGCUCAUGAAUACAUUGACAUGGUUAUCACAUAUGGUGCAUGCGGCGGAAAUGGUUGUGCAACUCGCCGUCUCUAUGCGGAACGAUUUCCUGAACGCAAACAACCUGAUUCCAGCGCUAUUCUAAGAUGUAUCCAUCGUUUACGUGAAACAGGAUCAGUGUUCGUAACUCCAUUAUUUAGACAACAAUGUGGUGUAAGAAGACGUGUUUGCAUUGAGGAAAAAAUUCUGCGAGCGUAUGAAAAUGGAAAGAAUGUGUGCCAAAUAGCUCGUUCAUUCGGUGUGUCUCGAAGCAAUAUAUAUAGUAUACUCGACCGGUACGAAGUGCGUUCGUCUGGUCUUCAGCAACUUGAGCAAGAUGAAAACCAGCGCGAUACUUGCGAAGACGUAUCGAAUGUCUCUGCAAUCGAGAAAUCUACGGACAAGGAAAAUAACAUCAAGAUUACGAAAAACAAGAGUCGCUUGUCGAAGAAAGAGAAGACGAUAAACGAAACCGAAAAGGACCGAUCAGAGGACAAGCAACAGCGGGAAAAGAUUUCCGCCAAAAAUGCUCUCGAGCUAUAUUGCUCCAACAUGAAGAAUACAAUGGACACAAUUAAAAAUAAGAUCAAUGCGUCCGAUAAGGAGAAAGUCCUUUUUAAGUGCAAUGAAGUCAUCUCUUGGUUAGACACCAAUCAAUUGGCAGAGAAGAAAAAAUUCGUUGAUAAGCAGAAGGAAUUGGAAGCCAUAUGUAAUCCCAUCGUCUCGAAACUAUAUCAAAGUGGUGAAGCGCCUAGUGAUUUCCUUGAUAUUGGUGGAGCAGAAUCCAAUCCUAGUGGCACUGGACUAACUAACGAGAAAGUCAUUAAAUGAACUCCUGGCGAAUUCUUGUUUUUCUUUUAUUACAACUAUAUUAAAUUUUGUAUCAUUUAAUUUUAUUUCAUUCAAUAAUACUUUAUUGUUAAUAAAUUUAGCAUAUUUAUUUGAGUUUACUUUUUAUAAAAAUAAGUUUUUAUUUUUUAACAUGUUAGGAAUUAUGUUAAUAAAAGAUUUACUUUUUAUCUUAAUAUAUAAUAUUUUAUCUUAAUUUCUCGCAAUAAUGUUCCGUUUAGUGUUUAACAAACUUAUCACUAUAUAAUAUAAUACAAUCAUAUUAACACAAUUUUAUCAUUUUGAAAAUCCAGAUGCGCAAUUCAACGUAAAACACUAAACGGAACAUUGCGGUAAGAUAAAAAAUCUUUAACAGAGCAUUGUAUAUUUCAAACAAAUAAUAAUCUAAAUAAUCUUAUUUUUUAAUAAUAUUAAAGAAUAAAUACGUAUCAUAAAUCACACACACAAUUUAAAUUUAUUAUAUUAUUGUAAGCAAAAUUAAUAUUGUAUGUAAUUAAAAACAAAAAUAAGUAAAGUGCAAUUGUAGUGCACAUAAUUUUAUUUAUUAUAAUUUUUCCAAAAAACCAAUUUGUAAAAUCUGGCUCUGUACGCAUCUUCGCAGCUUCAUAAAAAAAGAAACAACAAAUUUGUAAUGUAACUUUUAGGAGAUAAAUAUUAAAAAAUAAAUAAAAGAUAUUAGUAUA